AAUUCAGUACUAAAACCAGUGUGAGAAGCAGUGUGUGUGAGUGUGAGAGAGUGUGUGUGUGUGUAGUGUAAAAUGUGCUUUUCAAAGUGCUGAGAGUUUGAUAGGAAUGUUUGAUUAGCUCCUCUCAGAAAAGAAAAGGUGCUUGGACCUCUUCUUGUUUCUUCUUUAGAAUAAUUUGGAUGGGAUCUGUGAUGCAGAAAAGCUUAAGGAAAAAGGGAUAUCCGUUCUCUGUGGUGGAAAAGUUUUGAAAAAAAUUUGCUUUCUUCAAACAAGGGUGCCAUUUUGAUAUUUAUGGGGAUUGUUGUCCUCACUAUGAAGGCAUCUGUUAUUGAAAUGUUCCUUGUUUUGCUGGUGACUGGAAUACACUCAAAUCAAGAAAUGAUGAAGAAAAUGAAAAGGCCCAAAUUCACUGUUCCUCAGAUCAGCUGUGAUGUAAGAGCUGGGAAGAUAACGAAUGUCGAGUUCAUUGUGAAGUGUCCACCAGGAUGCCAAGACCCUAGGUACCAUGUUUAUGGCACUGACGUCUACGCUUCCUAUUCUAGCGUGUGUGGUGCUGCAGUUCACAGUGGUGUGCUUGAUAAUUCAGGAGGGAAAAUACUGGUUCGGAAAGUGGCUGGACAGUCUGGCUAUAAAGGGAGCUACUCCAACGGCGUCCGGUCAUUAUCCCUUCCACGAUGGAGAGAAUCCUUCGUGGUCUCAGGUGAGACCGCAAGAGCAGAUCAGAGCCCAUCAGUUCCAGGGACAGCAGCACAGCCAGUCACUGUGACGCAGGUCCCGGGGACCACCGCCACCGAGGCCACCCACACCAUCUUGCCAAAGCCCUCCCCAUCGGCAGGCUCUACCACCAGCAGCCUCCAGGAGAGAGAAUUGAGGAUGCCAGCCUUGGAGACUGGAGGGGUGCCAAGUGAGACCGCAAGAGCAGAUCAGAGCCCAUCAGUUCCAGGGACAGCAGCACAGCCAGUCACUGUGACGCAGGUCCCGGGGACCACCGCCACCGAGGCCACCCACACCAUCUUGCCAAAGCCCUCCCCAUCGGCAGGCUCUACCACCAGCAGCCUCCAAGCACAGCCCGUGGGCCAGAGAAGCAAGGACCUGGCAGGGGAACCUGCCUUGUGGAAACCUGAAUCGGUCCUUCUCGAUGCAGGAUUUGUUCCAAAAGAAGAAUUAAGCACACAGUCUUUGGAGCCAGCAUCCCAGGGAGAUCCAAGCUGCAAAGUUGACUUGUCAUUUUUAAUUGAUGGGAGCUCGAGCAUCGGCAAACGUCGAUUCCGAAUCCAGAAGCAGUUUCUGACUGAUGUCGCCCAGACUCUUGACAUCGGCCCCGCCGGUCCUCUGAUGGGUGUCGUUCAGUACGGAGACAAUCCUGCUACCCAAUUUAAUCUCAAGACUCACAUGAAUUCCCAGGAUGUGAAGGCAGCUAUAGAGAAGAUUUCUCAGAGAGGAGGGUUGUCUAAUGCAGAGGAUGCCACUUCUGAGGUUAUCGCCACCAAAGAGCCUCGAUCCAAUCUAAUCCCGAGGAAGCAGCCUGCAGAUACAACAGGGAACAUCUACAAGACAACUGGCUACUCCCAAACUGUCACGGUCACGGAAGGCAAAGGAACGCCAGAGAGCACGCCCGUGAGGGAUAUUGACACAGCGAUGCCGCUGCUACAGCUGACAUCACACAGCUAA
Messenger RNA from Odocoileus virginianus texanus, 1671 nucleotides. Lineage: Eukaryota; Metazoa; Chordata; Mammalia; Artiodactyla; Cervidae. The record is from RefSeq and is a predicted model, not a curated record.